This is a messenger RNA of Penicillium atrosanguineum, 219 nucleotides long. RefSeq lists its product as uncharacterized. NCBI's taxonomy places the organism in Eukaryota, Fungi, Ascomycota, Eurotiomycetes, Eurotiales, Aspergillaceae. The transcript has a single exon. The record is from RefSeq and is a predicted model, not a curated record. The coding region runs from base 1 to 219 and encodes 72 amino acids.
AUGACAACUAGUGGAAUUGUCACUCCGAUGCCAGCUUUUGCUCCAGUCGAGAGAUCCGAGGAGGAUGAAGACAAUGCGGUAUUUGUAGACGCGCUUCCCGUGGUAGUUGGCCUUGGUGAUGAUGAUAUUGUUUCACUGCUAGUUGAAGCUGUCGCUGUCGCCGAAACCGGUGUAUCCGAUGUUGCCGUCGUAGGCUGCAGCGAAGAGCUUGGAGCAUAA